AUGCAGGUUACGCAAGAGGCUGACGAAUUAGAACUACAAACGCUACUCCCGAAAAUGGUGGCUGGUAUCUCACACCUAAGUCUCGAUUCCAAUCUGUCUGGUUCACCGUCAACUAGCCAACAAGCAAGUCCCACCGUCGCGAUCUGCGCCUGUCUGCGAGAAGUUCUCCCUUCAAACCUUAAGCAAGACAUUGGUGACUUGAUAGGUAGUGUUCCGAGUCCAAAGUACUUGAAAUUCCGAUCAGAGGAGCAUAUACAAAUUCACGAAGAAGGCCUUGGAGGACUUAGACCUUCAAGGGGAUGCUUUCACAGGCUCUUGCGGUGGCCCUUUUGCGGCAGGACCAAGGCCUUUUCACCUGAAGGCCCUGUAGCUGAAGCCCGCGGAGCCGGGGUUAUCCCGCCACUUUUUGUUAAUUGGCGAAUUUCAUCCAAGGUCUACAUCUUUGGGACCUCCUGUCCGAUGAAAGUGCGUCGGAGUAUCCUGCUGCUUGGACCAGCAGGGCUUCGUAAGUCGCAUGUUCUCAAGUGUCUCUGGGAAAUGGCUCCGGACAGCUUCUUCAGCCCAUCGCGUAAGUCAGGGACGUUUUUCAUCACAGUUUAA
Messenger RNA from Dibothriocephalus latus, 600 nucleotides. The record is from the annotation of a GenBank genome assembly. NCBI's taxonomy places the organism in Eukaryota, Metazoa, Platyhelminthes, Cestoda, Diphyllobothriidea, Diphyllobothriidae.